Messenger RNA from Condylura cristata (star-nosed mole), 666 nucleotides. It is a transcript of the gene TGOLN2, whose product is annotated as trans-golgi network protein 2. Lineage: Eukaryota; Metazoa; Chordata; Mammalia; Eulipotyphla; Talpidae. The transcript has a single exon. The record is from RefSeq and is a predicted model, not a curated record. Gene Ontology annotation, cellular component: trans-Golgi network transport vesicle; endosome; trans-Golgi network. The annotation marks the transcript as partial.
AAAGACCAGCAGCAGACAGCCCAGCACAACCCUGUCAAUUCCACUAAAGACCAGCAGCAGACAGCCCAGCACAACCCUGUCAAUUCCACUAUAGACCAGCAGCAGACAGUCCAGAACAGCCCUGACAUUUCCACUAAAAACCUGCAGCAGACUUCCCAGCACACCCCUGACAAUUCCACGAAGAACCUGCAGCAGACCACCCAGCACAACCAUGAGGAGUCGAGUAAAUCAGAUAAGGAGCAGCACCUGACCACUGAAGAUAAAUCUGGUUCGUCGAUUAAGGAGCAUCAAUCCAUAAAAAAUGAUCCUGAGAAGUUGGAUAUCAAGCAGCAAUCCAUGAAAGAGGGCUCUUCCACUUCAUUCCAGCCGGCGGGGGAAAGUAAAUCUUCAAAGCCAACUGAAGAUGUGGCACUCAAAGAGCCUGAAGAUUAUGACCCAGAACCUGAAGAGGGUUUGCUGCCCAAAAAAGAGAAGGAAAUACCUGGCCUCGCCUCCAGUGAGAACCGUAAAGGGACACUUUUGAAUUCUAUGAGUAUGGACAAAGAUGAUGUUUAUGAAGACAACCUUGGAAGCGCCAGUGCAGAGAGCAGCCACUUCUUUGCAUACCUGGUGACGGCAGCCAUUAUUGUUGCUGCCCUCUAUAUUGCUUAUCACAACAAACGCAAG